Molecule: messenger RNA, 1542 nt
Organism: Talaromyces amestolkiae
Lineage: Eukaryota; Fungi; Ascomycota; Eurotiomycetes; Eurotiales; Trichocomaceae
Exons: 6
Coding region: 1-1542 (513 amino acids)
Source: RefSeq, a predicted model, not a curated record
AUGCCAAAAGUCCCACUGGCCUCACCACAAGAUUGCAUAACUCCCGCAUUUAUGGGUACGGGCAUCGGAGAAACUUUUGGAGCGACGAAAUACCUUUGGGGUAAUGUCCCUGCUUUUGACGUCCUUGAACUGGGGUCGAAUGAAGGAGAAGAAUAUGAAGGAGAUCUUCGUAUCUUAUUUGCAGCUUCUGGAGACCUUCGGAAUCUUAUCAAGACGAUUGCCAAUCUUCCGAGCAGCUACAAUCACCUUCUUGAAGUCACGUUAAAUGAUAGAGAUUUUGAUAUCGUGGCCCGCAAUCUGAUUCUGCUUCUUGUUGCACUAGUUAUUGGAAAUUCUCAUGAGGCUGUUGAUUGCAUCAUUCACUUGUGGUACUCGACUCUCGUGCGUGAAUCAGAUAUUCGCAUUCUUCAUGAUCGUAUACGGCCUUUGAUCGAAGAUGUCUGUGAAAAGACCAAGAAAAAGUCACCUGGAACUCUUCUUGGGAAGACCUGGACAUUUAAUCAUUGCUCGCUGAGAGUUGUCCUCGAGAAAUCAUCAUGGGAUCGCCUUUUACAGAUUUUCAACAAACCAUCAGGCUUGACAGCCGAGGAGGCACUAAAAAUUCGUGCAGCUAACACCUUAGCCUUCUCAAGGAGAGACUAUCGCGACCGAUAUAUGUCCUGCCUAUCCCCUACCGAGCGAAUCUCUUUUCACAAGUUUCGCCAGGAUGGCCUUUUGCUUCCGUUCGGAUUCCCGCGCCAGGAUUUUAGGGCGCCAAACCCGACAUUCUUCCAAACGGUUGAUACCUGGCCGAUGAAAGACAGUGCAAACCCCCUUGAUGGGUGGCCAUUAAAUGAGGUUUUGAAUACAACAAGCGGAGCUGCAACUGCUGAUACCUACGGCAAAUUAUUCUUUUACCUUAGCGAUCUACUUUUCUCCUUUUUGAAUCGAGUUUCUAGCUCAAGUAUCUCCUUCCGACUUCUUCACCUUGAUGCCUCUUUCCUUCCCGGUAGUCUUGAUACUGAUUCUUUUUGCCGCAUUGAUGUGUCAAACAUCUCGGAUAUGGGCUGGCUAGGAAUUCACCGUACAUUACAUUUGAUGAUUCCCUUACUUCAAAGUCCGGUGCAGAACCCACAUGCCACCCUGAUAACGCUUUUCAUGAAUGCAGUUGAGGAGAGCUUGACCGACGAUGAUAGAAUGCUAGGCUUGACUCCCCAUAGUCGAGCAACGAGAGAUCUACUCAGAUAUCUCCCUCCAAAAGGAGCAAGAAACUCCAAAUACGAUCCUGCACUUAUCAAGUUCAAUAUUGGUCGGGAUCUUGUGACAACCUACGACCACGUUUUUGACAGGUUCCUAAAGGAUUUUGAAGUCCACAAGGCUGGUCAUGUAUUCGGCGCAAUGAUCAAAGAAAAGCAUACUAUCAUCGAGAAAUGGCCUUACAGGCUAAAACUACGACCUGGCCAGCCAGGAGCUCAAGAUGAGUUUGACCGCUGCAUGAGAAAAAGUGUUUCAGGGAAGGAACGCUAUGUGGAGUGGAAGAAAAUUCAUCCUGGUCUGCUCUGA